Molecule: messenger RNA, 1440 nt
Organism: Xylaria bambusicola
Lineage: Eukaryota; Fungi; Ascomycota; Sordariomycetes; Xylariales; Xylariaceae
Exons: 5
Coding region: 1-804 (267 amino acids)
Biological process (GO): mycotoxin biosynthetic process
Source: RefSeq, a predicted model, not a curated record
AUGGCUUCAUUUGGGAACGACAAGGCCGAUGAAGAGGCAGAACCCCUGUACUCGUCACGAAGAGACGAGUCUGAAUGCCACUGUCAGCGCAAGCGACCGCGACGCUAUCUGUGUUUGGGAGCUUCACUGCUAUACCUCUUGCUUGCUGUUCUUUAUAUAUUACUCUGGAUUCAAUUCUACAAAUUGAACUCCGCAGUGGCUACCGAUAUAAUUCCUGAUCUAUUUCCCUCUCUAGCAAGGGCAUCAGUAAUUCGCAAAGACAGCCGCGUGUUUCCUUUGACUGUUGCUGGUACACCAUUUGCUGGCGAUCCUAGCGCGGAACUUGACCAUGCAUGGCACGACUUAUUAAAAGAUACCACGAUUCGCGUGUCCAAAGACGAUCUUGCAUACUAUAAUGUCACUUCUUUGCCAUUAGCGGAUGGCUCCGGUUUCGCCUCUGAACUUUUCAUGACCCACGAGCUUCACUGUCUAAAAAAGGUUAGGCAAUGGAUCUACAAGGAAACCUAUUUCACGCACGUACAAGGACUUGAGCUUAAUGAAUUGAAAAGGCACGUAGAUCAUUGCAUCGAGACUUUGCGACAAGGCAUCAUGUGCCGUGGUGAUGUGUCACUGGGUACUUAUACGUAUCUUCGCGGCAGUAUUGAUGUCACAGCUCGCAGUUGGGGGAAACAUCAGUGUGUAGAUUUCGAAGCGUUGAUUACAUGGGCACGAGAGCGUGCUGUUGACGUUGCACAGCCUGGCGUGCUGGCGCAGGCUGAAAGUCUAGGGGACGAACACUUCACUGAUAGAAAGCCACCUCAUUAAUCACACCUACAUAUUCCUUCUUCCCGCGUUCUACAUUACUGACCCUGCCGACUAAUUACUCGUUGGUAGCACGUGGCUCAGGGGUUUAUGGAAUGGAUUUCGCGAUCCCAGUCAUGUAGCGCCUCCUCUCUUGUAAUACCCCAUUGAUCCGCCCAGGUUUUCAAGCCUUCGAAGUUCCGACACGUCCGCUCCGUUUGCCACCCAGAAAUACCCCGGGCAGUGUAAUUCAUGUCCUCUAGAUUAGAAUCAGCCAGGCAAAUCAAUGAUUGUCGAAGGUAUUCGAAGCAAUGGCGGAUAUGAUGAGAACUAGUGCGAUGAUUGGCUUCUUGAUCAUCGCCACCAAGCUCUGCCAAUGUACCGUCCAAAGAAGCGAAGUACGCGACGCGCAAAAUAUUCUAGGAUUUAGAACACCCAGUCAGUCAUGGAAUGGAUCGUUCGCCGGGUCAGAUACUGCAUACCAGACAGUGCAACUCGUGAAAAACAGCAACGCCAGCAACAUUAGGCGCCAGUUUCGGGUGUUUAACAAAGCCCAGCUUUUCCGGGAAGAGAGAGUCCCAGAGGGAAUCGCUUUUCGAAUCAGAACGCUGAGCAAAAGACCCGUUGAAGUGCAUAUAGUAAUGUAAGUCACCGACGGGU